UGUAUUCCAUGUCCUCAACUUUCUGACAGAAGCUGCGAAGUCAAGAGGAGUCAGAGGAGCAGCUGCACAUUUACAACAUGGCUGUGUUUGAGAACUCCUCUGUGCUCUUGGACCUGAAGAAUUUGUCCUACAAAGAGAAGAAGAAAUUGAAGUCGGCAGUGACGGAGAACGGAGGCAACGUUUCCUUUGUGGUCAAUAAACAGUGCACUCUGAUAGUGACCAGUGACGUGUCCAACCUGAGCUGCAACAGGCUGCGGAGCAUCCAGAAGCACCAGACGCCCGUGGUCGGGGUGGACUACGUGUACGGAUGUCUGCAAAGAGGAACCCUUCUGCCUGUGGAGGAAUUCAAACUGGAUACUUCUCCUCCUGCUGCCUUCUCGCCUCCUCUUCCUCUCUCCUCACUGAAGCCUGCUCCGUUCUCAUCUCCCGUGUCCAGAGCAGCAGUGAUUGUUGAGCUUCCUAAAGGUCAAGCGACGCCUGUGGACUCUGUCGGUCUGACUCCGUGCCCAAAGACUCCAGGGAGGAGCGGGAAAGUCCUGGACAAGUUCAGAAUUUACACCGAAACUGAUUCUGAUCUUCCAUCGUAUCCGAAGGAUUUUCAAGUGGCAAAAUAUUCAAUCUUUGAAAAGAUAAACAGAAACACUCUGUGUGUGCUGGAGCUGCAGAGUUUUAAAGGAGAGAAAGGACGACAGUACUGUGUCGUCCAGUGCUGGAAGAGUGAUGUAGAAGCAAAGAAGGAGCUGGUGUUUCUGGCCACAUCUGAGGAAGCUGUAGACGUGUACCAGGCGCUGAGAGAGACUUCGCAGGCUGCUGGUCUGCAGCCGAGACGCAGCAUCCCUCCACAGUCCCUGGGCCUGGCUUCCUUCCCACUGCAACAGCUGCUGCUGGAGGAGAAACUGAACACAGGAUGUGUAUCGCGGGAGGUGGGCGUCUUUGUGGAGCUGCUGUGGACUGAAGCCCUCGGCCAACUCAGCCUCCUCCUCAGCGUUCCAAUCAGCAAGCUCAGCCUCAAUGACGUGAGCAGGGCGGAGGGCUUGUUGCUUCAGGCCCAGAGGAAGCUGAAGGAGGGAAAGCUUUCUGAGACGGUGAUUCUCAUGAACGAGAUUAACAAUCUGCUGCCACAAGGGAGUCCACUUUCACGGCAGGACCUCAAGGAGAUCUCUCAGAGACUGGACCUCUGUCAGUUAAUUCGAGACAUCCUGAACGUGAGUGAGAUGUCUCUGAGAGGCCCCGCCCCCUCCAGUCUGGGGAAGUACCGCGCUCUGAGGUGCAGCAUUGAGACCGUUCCCCCCGGCAGCUCUGACUUUCAGGCCGUGACAUCUGUGCUGUCGGGCAGCAAACUGCAGAUUCAGCAGAUUCUGCGAGUCGGCCGCGGGGUGGAGCUUCAGUCGUUUAAGAGCGAGCUUGGGAACGUUCAGAUGCUUCUUCACUCAUCCAGCCCCAGUAACUUUGUAGGAAUCCUGUCUCGUGGUCUGCUGUUGCCUCACGCUGGAGUGGAGCAUCAUGGGAUAGAGAGAACAGACGUUGGUUAUCUGGGCAGUGGAAUCUACUUCAGUGAUGCCGUCAGCACCACUUUGAAAUACUCCAGGCCCAGUGUGUCAGACGGGUCUCGGCUGCUGUUGGUGUGUGAUGUGGCGCUGGGAAGUUGCAGAAACGUGCACAAGAGAGACGUCACACUGACCAAAGCCCCCGAGGGUCACCACAGUGUGCACGGGGUCCGCUGCACCCCUAACACUCACUCUGAGUUCGAGGAUGACGAGUACGUGGUGUACAGUCCUGAUCAAGUGAAACUGAAGUACGUGGUUCAGUUCAGCAUCGAGGGAGAAGAGCUGAGGGAGUUCAGUCCUGCUGUCGACACUUCGGCUGAGCCGUGUCCGCCUCCGUCUCUCCAAGUGCUCAGUUCAGAGGACGUUGCGAUCGAGGACGUUAAAAACCCUCUGGAGGAAGUGAAGGCUGGACUGUUGGACAGCUCUGGUCAGCGGCUCCCCCUGCAGUCUGUCCACGUGAAGUGCAAACUGAUAGAUCUGCUGUCUCAGGUCAUCAUUUUCCAAGAAUACACCAACAACAGCUCCGUGUCAAUUGAGGCCAAGUAUGUUUUCCCAUUGGAUGAUUCUGCAGCUGUAUGUGGAUUUGAAGCUUUUAUAAAUGGGAAACACGUCGUGGGAAAGGUGAAGGAGAAAGAGACGGCUCGUAAGGAGUACAAACAGGCUAUUGAGAAAGGCCAUGGAGCAUAUCUCAUGGAUCAGGACGCACCCGACGUGUUCACCAUCAGUGUGGGCAAUCUGCCACCUGGAGCCAGUGUCCUCAUCAAAGUUACCUUUGUGUCUGAGCUGAUCGUCAGGGACGGGAGUAUUCUCUUCUCUCUGCCCGGGAGUGUGGCUCCGUGGCAGGAGAGCGCAGCACUCAACCAGACCACGCAGGUCACACUGGAAAAAGUGUGUGUGACUGAUGAGUCAGCAGAUACAAGAGAGUUCUCCCUGGACAUGUCAGUCGAGAUGCCCAAUGAAAUCCUCAGCUUGGAUUGCAUCACUCACAAAGUCAAGGUUAAGAGAACAGACUGUAAGGCAGUAGUGGCCGUGCUGCCAGGACAGGUGAUGGGUCCGGAGGGUUUCCAGUUGUCAGUCAGUCUGUCCGAGGUCCACCUGCCCAGGAUGUGGGUGGAGAAACACCCUGACAAGGACAGUCAGGCGUGCAUGUUGGUUUUCUAUCCUGACUUCGACGUCAGUUCCAUGUCAGAAUCCGAUGAAGUCUUCCUGUUGCUGGACACGUCUGAGUCCAUGAACGGAGAGUCUCUCCGCAUGGCUCAGAGAAUCGCCCUCCAGGUCCUCAGAGCCCUCGGCAGCAACAUCAGACUCAAUGUUGUUUUAUUUGGCUCAGAUCACACUGAAGCGUUUCUGACAGCGCAGCCGCUCACUAAGACUCGUCAGACAGCAGAGAGCUUCCUCAAGAACGUCUCUCCAGUGGGUGGCAGCACUGAGCUUUGGCGGCCCCUGAGGGCCCUCAGCCUGCUGCCUCCGUCCCGUGGCAUCAGGAACCUGCUGCUGCUGUCCGAUGGCCACAUCCAGAACGCAGAGUUCACCCUGAAGCUGCUCAGAGACAACGUGCAGCACAGCCGCCUCUUCACCUGCGGCAUCAGUCCCACAGCCAAUAAGCAUAUGCUGAGAGCUCUGGCCCAGGCAGGGGGCGGGGCCUACGAGUUCUUUGACACAAAAGUCAAACACAGCUGGUCAGAGAAGGUGGACCGUCAGGUGAAGCGUGUUGCGGCUCCUGGCUGCAGUUCAGUGUCUGUGAAGUGGCAGCAGUUCAACCCGACAGCGCCCACUCCAGUGCAAGCGCCCAAACAGCUCCAUGCAUUGUUCAACGACUGUCACACCCUGGUUUACGGCUUUGUGCCGCACUGCACUCAGGCCACCCUCCACGGGAACCUCAGCGGUCAGGAGCUCGAAACCAUGGUGUCGACGAGUGAGCUGCAGAAGACGAGAGGCACAUUUCUUCACAAGCUCACAGCAAGAGCCCUCAUCAGGGAUUAUGAAGAUGGAAGCCUGGAUACAGACGAGGCUGAACAUGAGGGGAAGAAAGCGGAGUUGAAGUCCUACAUUGUCGAGUUGAGCAAAGAGUUCUCCAUCCUGUCUCAGUUCACCAGCUUUGUGGCCAUUGAGGAGAGGGACCCUGCGAAACCAGAGGAGGGUUUCACAGAUAUCCCCCAGUUGAUCGCAGAGGAGGAUGUGGACUUCCUUCCCUACAUCAGCUGGAAUAUUCCUCAGGAUAUGGAAGAUGAUGAUUAUGAAGAAAUGGAAAUGGAAGCAGAGGUUUAUGAUCCACCUUUACUGGGUUCCAUUGGUUAUGGGGAAGUUUCAGAUCUCAUGACAGCCGGACACGAACGCAUGAGAGAGCGAAGCAGUCGCAUGCUUCAUCACAAGUUCCGAGCCCUCAGAAGGGAUUAUGGAGAUGCAAGCCUGGAUACAAGCGAGGAUGAAGAGGAGGCAGAGUCAGAUCUCAUGACAGCCGGACACGAACGCAUGAGAGAGGGAAGCAGACGCAUGAUCAAAGCAAGACCCCUCAGCAGGGAUUAUGAAGAUGGAAGCCUGGAUACAAGCGAGGAUGAAGAGGUCUAUUCAGAACUCCUGACAGACGGACACGAACGCAUGGCACAGGAGGAUUCCUGCAGCUCGGAUGAUUAUGUAGGAUCAAGCAUGUUCAGCUCCAAAAUAGAGGCGGAGAAACCUUUUGAUAGACCUUCAAUGGAUCAUGUGGAACAAACCCCUUCUUCCUCUUUUCAUCCUCCUCCUCCUCGUCGAUCUGUAGGGGGUUAUUCUCGCUUUGCCCAAAUCCCAAGUUUUCAAGCCUCUGCGAUCCCUCCACCUUUUGCGCUAACCUCAAAUCAAGCCUCUUUGAUCCUUCGGUCUCAACAAAAACUCAUUGCCCAAACCCCAAUUAAAGCCUCUCAGGUACUUCCACCUCCACCUUUUGCGCUAACCUCUCCGUUCAUUGGGUCUCUACCAUCUUCAUCUGCCCAAACCCAAAUUCAAGCGUCUCCGAUGCCUCCACCCCCACUUCCUAGUCGAUCUUAUAGGGUUUGUUCUUCAUCUGCCUGGACCUCAAAUAAAGCCUCUUCGGUGCCUCCACCUCCGCCUCCACCUUUUGCCCUACACUCAAUUCAAGCCUCUCCAACUGGGUCUCUACCAUCUCCAUUUGCCCAAACCCCAAUUCAAGCCUCUCCGAUGCCUCCACCCCCACCUCCUUGUCGAUCUCAUGGGGUUUAUUCUUCAUUUGCCCUAACCUCAAUUCAAGCCUCUCCGAUGCCUCCACCUCCGCCUCCACCUUUUGCCCUAACCUCAAUUCAAGCCUCUCCAGUGCCUCUGCCUCCGCCUCCGCCUCCACCUUUUGCCCUACACUCAAGUCAAGCCUCUCAGAUCUGUGGGUCUCUACCAUCUCCAUUUGCCCAAACCCCAAUUCAAGCCUCUCCGGUGCCUCAGCCUCCACCUCCACCUUUUAUGGCUUGUGAGACCUCCCUAACUGCUUAUCCUAAGAGCAAAGUUUUUUAUGGAAGGAUGGAUAGAAAACUUGCGGGUAGAAUAGUUAGCAAUAGUUACACGCCUCGUGAUCAAUCUUUGACUGAAAGAUCUUUGUCCAGGACCAACAGCAGCAUUUCCCCUCUCAUUGCCCGCAAGUGUAGCUCAUGGGAUCAUUUGGCCAUGUCUUCUGAAGAAGCAGGACCACCUCUGAAAAAGAAAGGAUUUCCAUCUUUAAUCCAAGCAUUGCAGCAGCCGGACGAAGAAUGUGGCCGAGCCCUCUCUGGUCUCAUAAGCCUUUCUGGUUUGAAGGAUGCCCGCGCCCACAUCAUGUGCAGUUCUGCUUUAAUGGAUGUCCGCAAAUCAUUGGAGCGAGGGGGACCUGCCCCGCUUGAUUUAUCGGAUAACAGGCCGUUUGGUUCAUCUCGCCGCUUAGUUGGAGGUGAUGGAGAUAGGAGACACAAGAGGGAAGUUUCCAACAGGGUUCAGCAGGUUCAGCAUCUUGCCCUAGGACACUUCGGCAUGCAGAUGGGUGAGACCUGGGAUCAAACUGCUGACCUUCAGCUUGGAAGACGACCACUCUACCACCCAGCCACAGCCGCCCAUCAAAUGAUGCUCAAAUGGGAAAAGAUCUUCCAGAUGCAACAUUCGGAGGGCUACUGGGAGUUGACCACAGAACUGGGUGCAUACCUAAAUGUAAACGUUGACUCCUUUGUCAACGUGUUCCUGAAAAACAAAGGCAUCUGCUCUCUGGGUGUGAGGGCCCAUGCAGAAAUCCUGAGGCUGGUGGCAACUCUUCUGGUUCUGCAGAUGAUGAGGGAGGAGAAACUGGAGGAGGGCAAACUGCUCCGCACCCUCUUCUGUCUGGAUGACUCCGCUCAGCCCAGGCCACAGCAUUGGGGCAAGGUGAAGAAGGCAGUGGAGUGGGUUCGCUGGGCUGACAAACAGUAUCCAUGCAUCUACAGCCGCCUGGAGUUUGGUUGGAGCUGGGAGUCGUCCACCCGUCAGCUGCUGGGCUAUGAAGGGCUGCCCCCCUUCUCACCACUCAAUGGUUUUGUCGGAGUCAGGAAGCUGGUUCAUUACGGAUGAGUUCUGUGUAUUUCACAGAGACACCCACCCCCUCCAGUCACUAGAUAUAAGGGUUUUAACGGGUGGGAAAUCGUAAAGGGCUGUAAAACAAAACCCAGACUUUUCUUUCUCCAACUUUAUAAUCUCAUUAAUGUGCUCCUCAUGUAAGGUUCGUAAGGUGUGGCUCAUCAAAAUGACCUGAUUUAGUUUCAAUAUAAGAUUUUAUUAUUUUUGGUCAUUAUUAUUGACAGGACGGGAUUUAGCUUCAUGAUGGACUCAAGUUUCCUGAGGAGAAAUUAAAGUCAGACUAAAAAUGAGCAAAAUAACCUAAAGGCAUUUUGUCUGUGCUUCGGCUUUUGAAAAUGUCAAAUAUAAACAUCACAAUCUCUUCUAACUUUUUUCUCACCUUCACUUCAGUAAUGAAUUUACAUUAAUUCACAUCAGUAUCCACAAAAACCGUGUGCUACUAUGAACCUACUCUAGACUGAUUUUAAGUUCUGAUUUGUCUGUUUUCCAUAUGCAGAAAUACAUAAUGUGGGAUCCCAGAAUUGUUCUUUUCAGUUCUACAAUCUGCAAAUUCCAUUUGCUUGAAAUAUCCAUGAUUUGCAAAACGUAAAUCUGAGUCUGUCUGAAAAUUCACUGUUCUCUCACUUCAUCGGGUUCUCUCCUCAGCUAAAUAAAGUUGUGUAAACUCUUCAGUAUUUACAGCCUUAAA
This is a messenger RNA of Limanda limanda (common dab), 6795 nucleotides long. It is a transcript of the gene parp4, whose product is annotated as poly (ADP-ribose) polymerase family, member 4. Lineage: Eukaryota; Metazoa; Chordata; Actinopteri; Pleuronectiformes; Pleuronectidae. The coding region runs from base 78 to 6101 and encodes 2007 amino acids. The record is from RefSeq and is a predicted model, not a curated record. Gene Ontology annotation, molecular function: NAD+ poly-ADP-ribosyltransferase activity. The transcript is spliced from 40 exons.